Messenger RNA from Opisthorchis viverrini, 1522 nucleotides. RefSeq lists its product as hypothetical. The transcript is spliced from 7 exons. Lineage: Eukaryota; Metazoa; Platyhelminthes; Trematoda; Opisthorchiida; Opisthorchiidae. Gene Ontology annotation, cellular component: nucleus; cytoplasm. Gene Ontology annotation, molecular function: protein serine/threonine kinase activity; ATP binding. The record is from RefSeq and is a predicted model, not a curated record. Gene Ontology annotation, biological process: intracellular signal transduction; protein phosphorylation. Bases 1 to 1086 code for a protein of 361 amino acids.
AUGGGUACUUUAAUGCCCCUACCGCGUAGUCAGAACAAUAAGCCUGACAAACCGGGAUUCGUCACGGUGGACUUCAACCAUACUCAGUGGACAGUUCCUGAACGCUAUCGUGAUCUCAGCCUAAUUGGGCAUGGGGUCUAUGGAGCUGUUUGGUACCUGGUCACACCCUUUAUGGCAGCUGAUUUGAGUGCCGUUGUACGCACACAGGAUUUAUCGGACAGUCACAUCCGUUUUCUCAUCUAUCAGCUCCUCCGGGCACUGAAAUACUUACACAGUUGCGGUUUGAUUCAUCGAGACCUGAAACCGGGAAAUAUUGGCGUGAACGAAGAUUGUGAGCUCAAACUAUUGGAUUUCGGCUUGGCCAGACAGCGGGAUGAUGAAAUGACUGGAUAUGUUGCCACACGCUGGUAUCGAGCACCCGAAAUUAUGUUAAACUGGACGCAUUACAACGAACAGGUGGAUAUCUGGUCGGUUGCGUGCAUAAUGUCCGAACUACGUACUCGAAAACCACUUUUCCCAGGCCGGAACCACAUCGAUCAGCUUCGCCGAAUAAUUUGCCUCUUGGGGAAGCCAGACGAACUGUACAUGGAGAAGGUUACUGGCGCAGGUCGUAAAGAAACGGAACAGGCGAACGCCAGUUUGAAAGUGUUGUUUCUGCGUGUACAAAAUAGCAUCCUGUCACCGAUGACCUCACAGUAUAUGUCAUUAAUCAAAUUUUCACUUCGUGUUUGCUUUUUCUCCUUGAACCAACAGGCCCGGAGUUUCAUCGAUAAUUUGGAAGUUACCAAUCCACCUGAUCUCAGUGUCCAUUUUUCCGACUUUCCUGAAGAUGGCGUGGAUCUCCUUCGGCAUUUGCUCCAACUGGAUCCGGAUCGGCGAUUUACAGCCUCACAGGCUCUGGCUCAUCGUUACUUUGAAUUAUACCACGACGAACAGGACGAGCCCACCGGUGAUCGGUUUGUUGACGCGUUGGAAGAAGCAAAGGAUGUCAGUGUUCAGGAAUGGAAAGAACAUAUCUGGAAAACGUUGGAGGACUUCGUACCCAAACUGAAUUCUCUGCGGUUGGGCUGUCCAGACAGUCGGUAGUCUUUCACCAUUUAUACUGCAAUGAUCCUAUGUGCGCCUAUCCAAGCCGAGUGUCAAUGGCACUCUAGAAUAUCACGGCACCGGUUUUUCAAACCAGCUGGACACCGUGUAUUUGUAGCCCUUUCUAGCGACGUACUUAUGUUUGUCCGUAUUUUUUCUCCUACAUCCCGAACCGCUGCCAGGUUUGUUUUGUAUUUUCUUGCCGACGGCUUUUGGUCAAGUUCAUUGCCAUCCAAGACUAUGUAAUCAUUUCAUUUCAUGUGAACACAUACUCACGCCUGUUCAUGACACAAUCUUGACGCCAAAUUUUUAUCAAAAUAUUCUGCUUCUUGUUAUUGUAAUAGAGUGGUACCACUUUUUCAAUCUCCCCGGUAAUUCGAAAUUCAAUGCAAUUUUGCCUCUGGUAUUUGAGUACACCGGUUUAUUGCUGUUGCCU